Messenger RNA from Aspergillus versicolor CBS 583.65, 970 nucleotides. Its product is annotated as putative cyanamide hydratase. The transcript has a single exon. The record is from RefSeq and is a predicted model, not a curated record. Lineage: Eukaryota; Fungi; Ascomycota; Eurotiomycetes; Eurotiales; Aspergillaceae. Bases 112 to 846 code for a protein of 244 amino acids.
CGAAAUAGCUAUUUAAACCUUCAUUUCUCCUCUGAUUCUACUGCGUCUCGAAAUUGACAACAGUUCUAAAACUACCAACAUUUCUAAUUUCCCUUACGUUCAAUCUAUAACAUGUGCCACGACGAGUCCGCAAUCAAUGGCUGGACAGCCAUGCCCGCUAAUGCCGGGCUAAUCUUCGGCUCCUCACCAUACAUCAACAAACCCACUGCGCUCCCUCUCAGCGAUAUCGCAUUCCCAAUCGACGACCCCGUAGUCGCAAUGACCCUGAAAUACGCCCAAGAAAAGCUCCACGCCGAGACCUUCAACCACUCCAUGCGCGUCUACUUCUACGGAAUGGCCAUAACGAAGCAACAAUUCCCCGAGCAAGCCAAGGCCCUGAACCCAGUUACCUGGGCACUCACCUGCCUCCUGCAUGACCUUGGCACUGCCGAAGAGAACCUCACUGCAACCCGCAUGUCCUUCGAUAUAUACGGCGGUAUCAAAGCCCUGCAUGUACUGAAAGAAUUCGGCGCAACAACUGACCAGGCCGAAGCCGCGUCCGAGGCGAUUAUCCGCCAUGAAGACCUCGGCGUUGACGGCACGAUUACGUACAUCGGCCAGCUUAUCCAGCUUGCGACGAUUUAUGAUAACACGGGGGUACAUCCGCAUGUGAAGGAUUUCGGGGAGUUGGUCCAUGGCUCUACGAGGAAGGAGAUCAAUGAGGCGUAUCCGCGGAUGAAAUGGUGCUCGAAGUUCGCGACGACGAUUCGCAAGGAGGAGGCGAUUAAGCCUUGGUGUCAUUCGACGCAUUUGGUGGAUUUUGAUAAGGAGAUUGAGGCGAAUACUCUUAUGCGGGAGUGGGAAUAGUUGGCUGACUUGAACCAUGGAUGUUUGAUACUUAGCUCUCUAAAGAAUCAUAUGUUGGAAUGCUUCCCAGGCUUAGAUUCUAGUGCGUAGUAUAUUUCGCUGGCGAGUCCGUUUAAGAAAGUGG